AUGCCCAAGUCUUCAGUGGAACCCCGGACCCCCGCCAGUAGCGCGGGUUCCAGCUGCACCACCGCCACGAUCCAUCUCGAAGCCGCGCGAAUCGUCAUGCAAGGAAAUGCGAGCAGCGGCAGCAACCACUACAUCGCAUGUCCUGCCAAGUGGCCAGCAUGUCCAUGUGAUGAAUGGGGCCGAGUUCGACGAGCUUCGUCGGAAACUGCAGAUGCAGACAGCUUCUCGGCGCUACAGGAAGCGCAAGAAGGAGGUCACGACAACAAAAGAUGGAGAUUAAGGAGCUACAGUCGGAACUCGCGCGACUUCGAGGGCUCGAAAAGCAGUCGCGGGUCAAUAAGAAACGAUCGCGAGACUCACUCGAGAAAGAGCUCACGCUUCACGAGAAGGAGAUCUCGGAGCAAGACCCAGGAUGCCGCCAAGAAAGAAGUCGACUGGGUAACGGUGGAAUGUGGGCUACCCCUGCCUACGGUACGCCAGUGA
Messenger RNA from Phytophthora sojae, 483 nucleotides. RefSeq lists its product as hypothetical. The transcript is spliced from 3 exons. The record is from RefSeq and is a predicted model, not a curated record. Bases 1 to 483 code for a protein of 160 amino acids. Lineage: Eukaryota; Oomycota; Peronosporomycetes; Peronosporales; Peronosporaceae.